GGUUGACCUUGAAGGGCUCAGCAACCUACAUCAGUGCACGAUUCACCUGAAGCGUUACCGUUCUGAAGUUGCGUGGCGCGUUCAAGAUCUGACUGCUACCUUGCUUUCGACUACUGGAUUACCUUCACAUUAUACCUUCAUCACUGUUAUCUAUUGUCGAAUACAUUUAUUACUUAGUACUGUCAUUUGAUCCCUGUUGAACUUGAACUGGACAAAUAUCAAUAUGCAGAUAUAUACUUCUGAAAAGCGUGGCUCCGAUACGACUGGAGACGGGACAGAAACAGCUCCUCUUAAAACUGUUCUUCAGGCCAUCACUAAGUUAGAUGGAAAAAUUGAUGCAGAUACGCGCAUUUGGGUUGAUGGUGUUGAAAAUGGAAUGUGGGAUCCUGUAUCUAAAUCUAAACUAAAAAAGGUGAUCAAACAAUAUCAUAUUCAAGAAAGGAAACAUGAUAAGGUGUCAAAGGAGAAAGUUCCAUCUGCUGAAAACGGUAAUCUUAGUGAAGCAGUGGAUACUCAACUGCGUUUGGACACAGAAUUACCUGAAGCGAAACGAUGUAAAAUUCGUGAUGUACAAACUUUAUACCAUCAACGUGUAUGUGUGUAUGGUUGGGUGCAUCGAAUACGUCGUCAGAGUAAAACUUUAAUGUUCAUUAUACUUCGCGAUGGCACUGGGUUCCUGCAAUGUGUUUUUUCAAACAACCUGUGUUUAACUCAGGAUGCAAUCACACUAUCACCAGAGUCUACUGUCGAAGUUUAUGGAGUGGUAAAACAAUUGCCAUCUGGCAAGUCAGCUCCUGGAGGCAUAGAAUUGGUUGCUGAUGGUUGGGCGAUAAUUGGUAAAGCACCAGCUGGUGGCAUCGACUCUAUAUUAACUGUGGAAAGUGAUAUAGACACUCAGUUGGACAACAGACAUUUGGUUAUUCGAGGAGAAAAUACAGCGAAAGUGCUCAGGCUCGUCAGUGUUGCUUUGGAAGCUUUUCGUGCACAUUUCGUAGAUCGUGGUUAUGUGGAGGUUUUACCGCCGACAUUUGUUCAAACUCAAGUCGAAGGCAGUGCUACAUUGUUUUCUUUGAAUUACUUUGGUGAGACUGCAUUCAUGUCUCAAUCGUCUCAGUUGUAUUUAGAAACAUGUAUACCUGCUGUAGGUGACUGCUUCUGCAUAACCCGUAGCUAUCGAGCUGAAAAAAGUAGAACUCGGCGCCAUUUAUCUGAAUAUAAUCACGUUGAAGCGGAAUGUCCAUUUAUUGAUUUUAAUGAUUUAUUAGAACGAAUUGAGGAUUUAGUUGUGGAUGUUUGUGAUCGCAUCAUGAAACGAUCCGGUGAUCUGUUGUUAGAUGUGAACCCGCAAUUCAAAACACCUAAACUUCCUUUCAAACGACUAAAAUACGAAGAUGCAAUUGUUUAUUUAAAUAAUUUAGGUAUUACAAAGGAAGAUCUUACACCUUUUCAGUAUGGUGAUGAUAUUCCUGAGGCUCCUGAACGUCGACUUGUAGACACAAUUGGUGAACCGGUUCUGUUAACUAAUUUUCCUGCUGGAUUAAAAGUCUUCUAUAUGUUACGAACUAAAGGUGAUGAACGUCUAACUGACUCGGUAAGUAGCUCUGUGUAAUUCAAAAAUCCCUUUUCUUGUUCAAACUGCUUUACAAUAGGCCUUGCAUUUUUGAUAUUCAAUUAGUUAUGAUGCUAAAGUGAGUUGGAAAUAACUUGUUUGAAACUGUAUUGACCUUCGUUUGGGUUACUUUUUUUUAAUCUAUCGCUCAUACGUAUAUUUCUAGUUGAAUGAAUAAAUUCAAUAGAUUCCUACGACAUACUUGCACAUGGUCCGUCAGAAAAAUAAAUAGUAAAACAAAAAAACCUUGGACAACAACCAAAUACUUACACGAGGAGGAGGAAAGUCUUUAUCGAUUGGGGGUUAAACAAAGAUAGGCAAUACGAUGGUCGAAUUGAAUCACAGUAGCAUUUGAAGAUAAAACAUUGUUGGUCACUUUUUUAUUAAUAGACAGUGCAUAGCUUGACGUCAUAAAUGGACAUCUCUGAGAAACUAUGGUGUACUGAACAACUGUUUCGUCCUAGUCUACAAAUCUUUUCACUCACAUGGAAUUGAACCGUGCACCAUCUUCACUCCCACGUCACUGUGAAACACGACACCUUCAAAUUAUUUAGUCAUAAUUUCACCGAGUCAAUAUGUAAUAUAUAAUCUUCAGUGAAGUACUGUGACACUGUCAGCUUGAUUGACUUCAUCAAUCGUCAGUAGUGUUAUAUCCCCCGGUGAAUUACGAAUGGUAACUUUUAGGUUUAUUUAUGGACCAAUGUAAUAUGCCUAUUUCCUAUUUUACAAUUAUUACGUAACUAAACUAUUCAUAUUCGUAUUUCUCUUAUCAUUAGCUUUAUUUUGACCUUGACUUAUUCAUACGAUUCUUGAGUUAUAAUCAGUUUAUUGAUUACUUCGGUUUGUAUAAAAACCCAGUGUGUUUGUAAAUAAUGAUUCAUAUUGCCGAGGCUGUUGUUUGUGUUCUGGACUUAACUGGCUGGGCUAGGCAGUAGGAAGGACCGGUUAGCACUCUAGUCUGCUCGUACGGUUUCGUGUAUCACUGUUCCAAUCAAUAAUUCGCUGCUCCCUGUUUGGCGGUCUUAUCGCAUCACACAUCAACUAGGCAUCCACUCGGCCAAAAGAUACAACAAGUAAUGUACACACUGUUUAAGGAGUCCAAGUCAGAAUAACUUUAUUAAAUAAGUUACAUUUUUUGGCUUCGCUGAUUUCAAGAUCACCCUGUUUUUGUUAAUUUUGCAGGUUGAUCUACUUGUCCCAGGCGUUGGUGAAUUAGUCGGUGGAUCAAUGCGUAUAGAUGAUAUUGAUAAUCUUCUCAAAGGAUAUCAGUCUUUGGAAGCAGAUCCAACCGCUUAUUACUGGUAUACAGAUCAGCGCAAAUUCGGAACUUGUCCACAUGGUGGCUAUGGAUUAGGCUUCGAACGAUUUUGUACUUGGCUUUUAGGCAAAGAUCAUAUACGAGAUGUUUGCCUAUAUCCUCGCUUCAUGGGUCGAUGUCGACCAUGAGUAAUAGUUUCAUCAUAACCCCUACAUCUUCGUAUGGAUGUACUGUGUUCUGUUCUUAAAUUAUCAGUACAAAAUUUUGUCAUAUACAUAUAUAUUUGUCAACAACUUCAAUGUUCAAUAAUUUGUAGUUUGUUGCAUUUUUUUCCAAGCGGAUGAUAAAUAUAUAUCAUUACUGAGGUU
Schistosoma rodhaini is the source of this 3235-nucleotide messenger RNA. Lineage: Eukaryota; Metazoa; Platyhelminthes; Trematoda; Strigeidida; Schistosomatidae. The record is from the annotation of a GenBank genome assembly.